GCAUCUCAGAUCACGUGACCAUGCCAGUUACCCACGUGGGGCACGGCGUGCUCCAUUCUUUGUGCUGGGUUAAGGAGGAGGCAGACAGGGGCCGAAGCAGGCAACGCGAUCAAAAUACUGCUUCAGUGGGCGAAGUGGAACUGGUGCAGAAAGGCGUACAUUACAGUGAUGCCGAAACGUGGGAAAAAGGGAGCGGUGGUCGAAGACGCGGAAGAGCCCAAGACUGAGCCAGAGGCGAAGAAGAGUAAGGCGGGAGCGAAAAAGAACGAAAAAGAGGCAGUAGGAGAGGGCGCAGUUCUGUAUGAAGACCCCCCAGAUCAGAAAACCUCACCCAGUGGCAAAUCAGCCACACUCAAGAUCUGCUCGUGGAAUGUGGAUGGGCUUCGAGCCUGGAUUAAGAAGAAAGGUUUAGAUUGGAUAAAGGAAGAAGCCCCAGACAUCCUGUGCCUCCAAGAGACCAAAUGUUCCGAGAACAAACUACCAGUUGAACUUCAAGAACUGUCUGGAUUAUCCCAUCAGUACUGGUCAGCUCCUUCAGACAAGGAAGGGUACAGUGGUGUGGGCCUCCUCUCCCGCCAGUGCCCACUCAAAGUCUCUUAUGGCAUCGGUGAGGAAGAACAUGAUCAGGAAGGCCGAGUGAUUGUGGCUGAAUAUGAGGCGUUUGUGCUGGUGACAGCCUAUGUGCCUAAUGCAGGCCGAGGUCUGGUGCGCCUGGAGUAUCGCCAGCGCUGGGAUGAAGCCUUUCGCAAAUUCCUGAAGGGUUUGGCAUCCCGCAAGCCCCUUGUGCUAUGUGGGGACCUCAACGUGGCUCAUGAAGAAAUUGACCUUCGCAACCCAAAGGGAAAUAAAAAGAAUGCUGGCUUCACUCCACAAGAGCGGCAGGGCUUCGGGGAACUGCUGCAGGCUGUGCCACUCACUGACAGCUUCCGGCACCUCUACCCCAACACGGCCUAUGCCUACACCUUUUGGACCUAUAUGAUGAAUGCGCGAUCCAAAAACGUUGGUUGGCGCCUUGAUUAUUUUUUGUUAUCUCAGUCUCUGUUGCCUGCAUUGUGUGACAGUAAAAUCCGUUCCAAGGCUUUGGGCAGUGACCACUGUCCCAUUACCCUAUACCUAGCUCUGUGACACCUCUUCCAAAUCACGUUGAGCCUGGGAAAUAAGCCCACCAAGCUAGCUUUAAAAUUCUUACCCCAAACUUCUUUAAUAACUGCUAUCUAGAGAAAUCUGCAUUGUAUUUCCCUUCUAAACUGAAUCCUUUAACCAGGCUUCUAAUAACAGAUGUAAGUUCUCAAGGAGGGUGUUUGUGUAGGGGUGGUGCUUUUUUCUUUUUCUUUUUUUACAUUAAACAAAAGCUACUGAUAUUUCCUUUGAACUGUCCCUGUGAAAAUAAAGAGCCAUAGUUUCAGCUUUA
Budorcas taxicolor (takin) is the source of this 1411-nucleotide messenger RNA. RefSeq names its product apurinic/apyrimidinic endodeoxyribonuclease 1 (gene APEX1). The transcript has 5 exons. The record is from RefSeq and is a predicted model, not a curated record. Gene Ontology annotation, molecular function: DNA binding; double-stranded DNA 3'-5' DNA exonuclease activity; endonuclease activity. Gene Ontology annotation, cellular component: nucleus. Lineage: Eukaryota; Metazoa; Chordata; Mammalia; Artiodactyla; Bovidae. Gene Ontology annotation, biological process: base-excision repair. Bases 169 to 1125 code for a protein of 318 amino acids.